GAGGGCCUGUGUGACGAUGAUCAGAUGUGAGAUCCACAGCCCUGCGCUGUUCAUCCGUCCUGCAGGGGUUGAGUAAAACCGUGGAAACUAACAAAACCAACCCCAGAGAUGAGCUCCGUGUCUCGCCGCAGCAGCCGUGCUCUCUCCUACACGGUUGUCAUGGUGAUGGUGUGCCUCUCCGCCUUGCUCCUGGCCAGUGUCCUGAUCUACCUGCAUCUGGACGCUGUGAAUGUGGAGGAGGAGCGGCAGGUGUUUCCGCAGGGUGGCUGUGAGGCUCAGCACUUUAAAAUCUCCACCAUGACGCAGUGCGUCCGCUGGCUGCCAUGCUCACGCAUCAACUCUGAAGUCCGCCGGUUGAAGCUGAUUGGACAAGGAGCUGUAAAGAAGAUCUAUCUGGCAGAGUGGAGAGCUCACAAGGUAGCUGUGUCCACGCUGUCCUCUCUGGAUUACCUGGAGGACUUUCUCCAUGGACUGUCCAUGUUACAGGCCCUGCCGGGCCCACAGGUGGUGCAGCUGGUGGGCUUCUGCGUGGAGAACCACACUCUGGUGACGGAGCACCACCCACACGGCUCACUGCUCAACUUGGAGCACGUUCUGUCACAGAAGCCGUUCCAACAUCACAACACGUGGCACACCCGCCUGCGCCUCGCCACAGAGUACGUCUCCGUCCUCCAUCGCCUCCACAGCAGCCCCGCCGGGACCCGAGUCAUGUGUGACUCCAACAGCCUGGAGAAAACGCUCUCCCAGUUCCUGCUGACCACCGACUUCCGCUUGGUGGUCAACGAUCUGGACGCGCUGCCCGAAGUGAACCCGUCCAGAGGUUUGUUGGUGAAAUGUGGCCACCGCGAGCUCACAGGAGACUUCGUGGCUCCAGAGCAGCUGUGGCCUUUCAGAAACACAGGGACGCCGUUUUCAGACGAUCUCAUGCCUGGUUAUGAUGAGAAGACGGAUAUCUGGAAAAUCCCAGACGUGACGCGCUCACUUAUGGGACAGGUUCCCGGAGGGGAUCUCGUCCACUUCCAUCUUUUCCAGGUCCAUGAGGAGUGCAAGAAAAAAGAGCCCAAGCUCCGUCCCUCAGCCCUGGAUGUUUUGAAGGUGUACAAGUCGGUGUACAGAGCCAUAGUCCGGGACACCUCAGGCUCCAGAGACAUGCUGUAAAGAGACCACAGCUGCGUGAGGAAGGAAAACAGUCCAUUUAUUUGUUUUUGUACACAAUAAUAAAGCUGCCAGAUUGAAUAACUCAACUUUGGUCAGAUUUAUUCAUCACAUUUUUGAAAUUCUUUGUCUACAUCCAGACUUUUCGGAGUUUGUCCCGGUAUGCCAGCUAGCCAGUACA
Molecule: messenger RNA, 1336 nt
Organism: Cololabis saira (Pacific saury)
Lineage: Eukaryota; Metazoa; Chordata; Actinopteri; Beloniformes; Belonidae
Gene: pomk
Product: protein O-mannose kinase
Exons: 4
Coding region: 109-1158 (349 amino acids)
Biological process (GO): protein O-linked glycosylation; carbohydrate phosphorylation; protein phosphorylation
Cellular component (GO): endoplasmic reticulum membrane
Molecular function (GO): ATP binding; carbohydrate kinase activity; protein kinase activity
Source: RefSeq, a predicted model, not a curated record